AAAGGUAUAGAACACGAUAAUUAUUUAUUUGCUGCUUUAAUUUAUCUGCGUGGAAUACUUGAUGAUUCGGAAGGUGCCAGAAAAACAUAUGACAAAAUGAAAGAAGCUGGAAUUAUUCCUAACACAGUGUCAUUCAAUCAGCUUAUAUAUUCUCACGCUCGUGACCGAAAAGUAAGUGCUUCACAGAUCGAAGCUUUGUAUCUUGAAAUGUUAGCAGAAAAAUUGGAGCCAAACCAUUAUACGUUUGAGCUACUUAUCGAUGCAAUAUCCAAAAGACAUGCAUUUGCGAAUAUAUGUGAAGCUUUCAAUGAAAUGUCCAAAAGAAACAUUCCCAUAACAGAUGUAGCUUACAACUCUCCGAUCCCUAUUAAAGCUUUCAAAGAUCUCUUAGCACGUGGACUCACACCCAAUGUUCAUGUUUAUUCAGCUUUGAUCACUGCGUUGGUAAAAUCAGGAAAUAUGGAUAAAGCGAUUGAAAUGUUCGAUCACAUGAUUAACCAUGGUGUAUCUCCUAAUCAUGUGACUUUUACAUCAUUAAUUCAAGGGUUUGCGAUUAAGAGGAAUUAUGAAAAAGGUAAAGAAAUGUAUGAAAUGAUGAAAAAAUCAAAUAUUAUUCCAGAUCGAUUCACAUUUUAUCACCUGGAGAAAUUGUACAAACAAACUAGACACAUUGAGGAGAUUAAAAAACUUCACGAAGAUAUUAAAAGAUACGGUAUAAAUCCUCAAUCUCGUGAGCGCAUCUUGAUAAAAGGAAAAGGUUCAUAUUAUUGGAGAUCAAGGAUCUUGAUCAGACGAAGGAUUGAACGACAAAAAGCAAACAUUAAUCCCGAAGAGCAAUACGCUAUUAAAAAGCGACAGCGUAAAAUAUGGAAGAGACGUAAUCUAAUACGAGAAGCAGCAUUGCAAAGAUUAUAUUCCAAACUUCAAACACAUGAAAGUUUAGAACCAUAUCAAACAUGGAAAAAAAGAUAUAUUCAAGAAAAUUAUGAAGAUUUGCAACGAUAUAAAAAAUCUGGAACGUUUCCAUUUUAA
Messenger RNA from Cetraspora pellucida, 1032 nucleotides. NCBI's taxonomy places the organism in Eukaryota, Fungi, Glomeromycota, Glomeromycetes, Diversisporales, Gigasporaceae. The record is from the annotation of a GenBank genome assembly.